Molecule: messenger RNA, 588 nt
Organism: Mytilinidion resinicola
Lineage: Eukaryota; Fungi; Ascomycota; Dothideomycetes; Mytilinidiales; Mytilinidiaceae
Exons: 1
Source: RefSeq, a predicted model, not a curated record
UUACUGGUCAUCGGCAUCCCAGAAGCUGGAGGAGCCGCCAUUGCGGCGAGAAGAAUCGCCUGCACGACGGGAUGGCUCACGUUGGGAGCGGCCAGAGGUCUGUCGCGAAGUUUCAGUCUCUCGCAGCUCCCGCACACGGCUUGGAGCUGCGGUGCGGCUAGCCUGGGUCUGGUCUCGCUCAGCUCGACGACGUGCAUGCCUAUCCCUAAUCUCUCGACGCUCUUCCUCAUACUCGGCCCUAUUCGCGGCCAUCUUGAGAUCGAAUCUACGAUUCUUCUCAGCAUACUCUUCCCGCCGACGCCGAUUGUCUUCCUCAUCCUCUGCUUCCAUCUCUGCCAUCUUCUUCGCCAACUUGGCCUCGUUGGCUUUCAUCUUUUCGGCACACUCGAUCCGCAACUGUCGCUUCUCUUCCUCAUGGUCCGCCAUCUCAGCAUCGAAGAAUCCUUGAAAUUCUUCAAGGGUGCGAGGAUACGGACGACGACCGCCGGCGCCAAAGCUUUGGGGCAUGUUGGUCUGGGAGGGUGUGCUGUUGUUGGAGCUUUUGGGAAUUGUGGUUGUGGUGACUGUGGGGGUUUGGAAAGUUGUGUU